Pterocles gutturalis (yellow-throated sandgrouse) is the source of this 1371-nucleotide messenger RNA. RefSeq lists its product as uncharacterized. NCBI's taxonomy places the organism in Eukaryota, Metazoa, Chordata, Aves, Pterocliformes, Pteroclidae. The record is from RefSeq and is a predicted model, not a curated record.
AUGCUUCAAGGACAACAAUCAGAAGAUAAAAAUCAUCAACCCUGGGAAAGGAAUAAUUUGGGCCCUCUCCAGAAGGAAAUGGGAGACCUGGUUACCCGAGAUAUUGAGAAGGCUGAGGUACCCAACAACUUUUUUGCCUCCAUCUUCACCAGCAAGUGCUCACACCGUGUCGCCCAAGUCAGGGAAGGCAAAGGCAGGGACUGGGAGAGUGAAGAACUGCCCUUAGUAGGAGAUCAGGUUCGAGACCAUAUAAAGAACCUGAAGGUGCACAAGUCUGUGGGACCUGAUGAGACGCACCCACAGGUCCUGAAGGAACUGGAAAAUAAAGUUGCUAAGCCACUAUUCAUCACACCUGAGAGGUCAUGGCAGUCUGGUGACAUUCCCAGUGAGUGGAAAAAGGGAAACAUAACACCAAUUUUCAAAAAGGGAAAUAACCCCAGGGUGGUCAGUCUCACCUCUGUGCCUGGCAAGAUCAUGGAGCAGAUCCUUCUGGAAACUAUGCUCAGGCACACGGAAAACAAGGACGUGAUUGGUGACAGUCAGUGUGGCUUCACUAAGGGCAAAUCGUGCCUUACUCAUCUGGUGGCCUUCUACGACGGGGACACAGCAUUGGUGGAUAAGGGAAGAGCAACCGAUGUAAUCUACUUGGACUUUUGGAAAGCCUUUGACACUGUCCUGCAUGAUAUUCUUGUCUCUAAAUUGAAGGGAUAUGGAUUUGACAGAAGGACCACUCGCUGGAUAACGAACUGGCUGGAUGGUCACACUCAAGAGCCAGUCAGCAGCUCGACAUCCAGGUGGAGACCAGUGAUGAGUGGCACGGUAUUGGGACCAGUGUUGUUUAACAUCUUUGUCAGUGACAGUGAGAUCGAGUGCACCCCCAGCAAGUUUGCCGAUGACAACAAGGUGUGUGGUGCAGUCAACAUGCUGAGGGGAAGGGAUGCCAUCCAGAGGGACCUGGGCAGGUGGCUUGAGAGGUGGGUUAAUGCAAACCUCAUAAAGUUUAACAAGGCCAAGUGCAAGGUCCUGCACGUGGGUCGAGGCAAUCCCAAGCACAAAUACAGGCUGGGCAGAGAAUGGAUAGAGAGCAGCCCUGAGGAGAAGGACUUGGGGAUGCUGGUGGAUGAGAAGCUCAAAAUGAGCUGUCAGUGCACGCUUGCUGUCCAGAAAGCCAACCAUGUCCUGGGCUGCAUCAAGAGAAGCGUGACCAGCAGGUCGAAGGAGGUGAUUCUCCCUCUCUACUCUGCUCUCCAGAAACCUCAAGCGAGGUCAGCCCUUCUGCAAGCAGCAGAAAACGACUUCAGCGUUAAGCUCUUUGUGGCAGAAUAUAACAAGAUGGACAGAAGGGCUGAAGGUGAAAACGGAGGCAUACAG